Myotis myotis is the source of this 3661-nucleotide messenger RNA. It is a transcript of the gene MSH4, whose product is annotated as mutS homolog 4. The coding region runs from base 857 to 3661 and encodes 934 amino acids. Gene Ontology annotation, molecular function: ATP-dependent DNA damage sensor activity; mismatched DNA binding; ATP binding. Gene Ontology annotation, cellular component: nucleus. The transcript is spliced from 20 exons. NCBI's taxonomy places the organism in Eukaryota, Metazoa, Chordata, Mammalia, Chiroptera, Vespertilionidae. Gene Ontology annotation, biological process: reciprocal meiotic recombination; mismatch repair. The record is from RefSeq and is a predicted model, not a curated record.
GAUAAUCACAAAAACAAUAUGUAAUUAUACAUGUGUUUUCAGAUGGUCUUAGGCGACCCCUGUGAAAGGGUAGUUCGACCCCCAAAGGGGUCGCGACCCACAGGUUGAGAACCGCUGCAGUAAGGUUAAUGGCUCUUUCCUGUAUUUAGCCACAAGACCAAUGUUAGAUGUGUUGUACUAUAAAAUGCGAGCAUUAAAAGGAAGCUAGUGUGGCCCUGGCUGGUGUGGCUCAGUUGGGCACUGACCCAUGCACCAACAGGUCACAGGUUUGAUUCCUGGUCAGGACACAUGCCUGGGUUUGGGGCUCCAUGCCCAGUAGGGGGCGUGCAGGAGUCAGCCAAUUGAUUGUUCUCUCAUCCAUGUUUCCCUUUUCCUUACCUUCCUCUCUAAAAUAAAAUCAUAUUUCUAAGAAGCGAAUGUGUGUGGGAGUAUGUGGGAAAUACUAAAUUAGGCCUUGGGAUGAGGGAAAUGGGGUGGGAAGUGAAGAAUGAGGCAAACUAAUGGUCAUUGGUGAGCCAUAAAUUCCGUUCAAGUGAUAACCUGCAGGUUGAGGAGGGCUGUACUUCAGAUUAAGCUCAUAACCAAAUCUUGUGGGAGGUGAUGGGAUUGGAAACCACUGGGAGUACUUUCUUAGGAGCAGAUGGGGAAAGACAUGCGGGUGUGGAAAGCUGCAGUCCUGGGCGCCUGCGCCCUGCUUCUCUGCGCCUGCGCGCUGCUCUACGCCUGCACCCUGCGGCUCUGCGCCUGCGCGCUGCCCUCCCGCCUCUUCCUGCGUCGCUUCUGUCCCUGAGCCACGUUGUUCCGUCCGAGGGCGAAGGGCCUUUCCAGAAUCUCCCGGUGCCAGCGGAGUGUGAGGAUGCUGAGGCCGGAGAUCUCAUCCACCUCGCCUUCCGUCCCUGCGGCUUCCCAGUCAUCCGCGGAGCCUUGGUCACAAGGGCCCCGCUACAAUUUCGGACUCCAGGAGACCCCUCAGAGCCUCCCUUCAGCCAAGGCCUCUGCCUCCACCCCUUGGGGCACGUCCGGGGCCGCGGGCGACCGGAGCAGCAGCAGCAGCCUCCCGGGGCCUGUGCCCAGCGCCCUGCUGGCUCCCCGUUCAUACUUUGAAAACAAAAGAUCCUAUGCAGAAAAUACAUUUGCAUCAGAUUUUAAUUUUGGAACAAGCUCAUCUUCUACACGAGACAAUAAUUAUCCUCAAACACUAAAGACUCCAUUGUCUGCUGGAAAUCCACAGAGAUCAGGAUAUAAAAGUUGGACACCGCAAAUGGGAUAUUCAGCUACAUCUUCAUCUGCAGUUUCUGUACACUCCCCAUCAGUUAUUGUAGCUGUUGUAGAAGGGAGAGGACUUGCCAGAGGAGAAAUAGGAAUGGCAAGUAUUGAUUUAAAAAGCCCACAAAUUAUAUUAUCUCAGUUUGCAGACAACACAACAUAUGCAAAGGUGAUCACUAAACUCAAAAUUUUAUCACCUUUGGAAAUAAUAAUGUCAAAUACUGCUUGUGUUGUGGGGAAUUCAACUAAGUUGUUUACUCUGAUCACAGAAAAUUUCAAGAAUGUAAAUUUCACUACAGUCCAAAGGAAAUACUUCAAUGAAACAAAAGGAUUAGAGUACAUUGAACAGUUAUGCAUCGCAGAAUUCAGCACUGUCCUGAUGGAGGUUCAGUCCAAGUAUUACUGCCUUGCAGCUGUGGCAGCUUUAUUAAAAUAUGUUGAAUUUAUUCAAAAUUCAGUUUAUGCACCAAAAUCGCUGAAGAUUUGUUUCCAAGGUAGUGAACAGACAGCCAUGAUAGAUUCAUCAUCAGCCCAAAAUCUUGAAUUACUAGUUAAUAUUCAAGACUCUAGGAAUAAUCACACUCUCUUUGGUGUUCUAAAUUACACUAAGACUCCUGGAGGGAGUAGAAGACUUCGAUCUAAUAUCUUAGAACCUCUAGUUGAUAUUGAAACCAUUAACAUGAGGUUAGAUUGUGUUCAAGAACUACUUCAAGAUGAGGAACUCUUCUUCGGACUUCAGUCAGUUAUAGCAAGAUUUCUUGAUACAGAGCAGCUUCUUUCUGUUUUAGUCCAAAUUCCAAAGCAAGACACGGUUAAUGCAGCUGAAUCAAAGAUAACAAAUUUAAUAUACCUAAAACAUACCUUGGAACUUGUGGAUCCUUUAAAGAUUGCUCUGAAGAACUGUAAUACACCUUUAUUAAGAGCUUACUAUGGUUCCUUGGAAGAUAAGAGGUUUGGAAUCAUACUUGAAAAGAUUAAAACAGUAAUUAAUGAUGAUGCAAGGUACAUGAAAGGAUGCCUGAACAUGAGGACUCAAAAGUGCUAUGCAGUGAGGUCUAAUAUAAAUGAAUUUCUGGACAUAGCUAGAAGAACAUAUACAGAGAUUGUAGAUGACAUAGCAGGAAUGAUAUCGCAGCUAGCAGAAAAAUAUAGUCUUCCUUUAAGGACAAGUUUUAGCUCUGCUAGAGGAUUUUUCAUUCAGAUGACUGUAGAUUGUGCAGCCCUACCCAAUGAUCAACUUCCUUCAGAGUUUAUUAAGAUCUCUAAAGUGAAAAAUUCUUAUAGCUUUACAUCAGCAGAUUUAAUUAAAAUGAAUGAAAGAUGCCAAGAGUCUUUGAGAGAAAUCUAUCAUAUGACUUAUAUGAUAGUGUGCAAACUGCUUAGUGAAAUUUAUGAACAUAUUCAUUGUUUAUAUAAAUUGUCUGACACUGUGUCAAUGCUGGAUAUGCUACUGUCAUUUGCUCAUGCCUGCACUCUUUCUGACUAUGUUCGGCCAGAGUUUACUGAUACUUUAGCAAUCAAACAAGGAUGGCAUCCCAUUCUUGAAAGAAUAUCUGUGGAAAAACCUGUUGCCAACAAUACCUAUAUUACAGAAGGGAGUAAUUUUUUGAUAGUUACUGGACCAAAUAUGAGUGGGAAAUCCACAUAUUUAAAACAGAUUGCACUUUGUCAGAUCAUGGCCCAGAUUGGAUCAUAUGUUCCAGCAGAAUAUUCUUCCUUUAGAAUUGCUGAACAGAUUUUUACAAGAAUCAGUACUGAUGAUGAUAUAGAAACAAAUUCAUCAACUUUUAUGAAGGAAAUGAAAGAGAUAGCAUAUAUUCUCCAUAAUGUUAAUGACAAAUCACUAAUAUUAAUUGAUGAACUUGGCAGAGGUACUAAUACAGAAGAAGGUAUUGGCAUUUGUUAUGCUGUUUGUGAAUAUCUGCUGAGCUUAAAGGCAUUCACACUGUUUGCCACACAUUUCUUGGAAUUAUGCCAUAUAGAUGCCAUGUAUCCUAAUGUAGAAAACAUGCAUUUUGAAGUUCAACAUGUAAAGAAUACCUCAAGAAAUAAAGAAGCAAUUUUGUAUACGUACAAACUCUCUAAGGGAUUCACAGAAGAAAAAAAUUAUGGAUUAAAAGCUGCAGAGGUGUCAUCACUCCCACCAUCAAUUGUCUUGGAUGCCAAAGAAAUCACAACUCAAAUUACCAGACAAAUUUUGCAAUAUCAAAGAAGUACUCCUGAGAUGGAGAGACAGAGAGCGGUGUACCAUCUAGCUACUAGGCUAGUUCAAACUGCUCGAAACUCUCGGUUGGAUCCAGACAGUUUACGAACAUAUUUAAGUAAUCUCAAAAAGAAGUACGAAGCAGAGUUUCCCAAGGCUGAGCAAGUUUCAGGAAGGACUGAAGAAGAAUAA